This is a messenger RNA of Spathaspora passalidarum NRRL Y-27907, 1299 nucleotides long. Its product is annotated as Zn(II)2Cys6 transcription factor domain-containing protein. Gene Ontology annotation, biological process: regulation of transcription by RNA polymerase II. The record is from RefSeq and is a predicted model, not a curated record. The transcript is spliced from 2 exons. The coding region runs from base 1 to 1299 and encodes 432 amino acids. Gene Ontology annotation, molecular function: DNA-binding transcription activator activity, RNA polymerase II-specific; zinc ion binding. NCBI's taxonomy places the organism in Eukaryota, Fungi, Ascomycota, Pichiomycetes, Serinales, Debaryomycetaceae.
AUGGCUCUACCAAAGCGAUCAAGAAAUGGAUGUUUGAGUUGUAAAAGGUUAAGAAUUAAGUGCAAUGAAGCCCAUCCUUGUUGUGAGUAUUGCGUUCAUACCAACCGAGAAUGUGUUUACCCACCACCGGGACCUAUCAAAGGAAGUACAUCAUCUAGUGCCUCCUCUACCCCUGGUUCAAGUAGAAGUAGAAGCAAAAGUCCCAGGGUGACUGCAUCAUCCGAACCAAUUGUAAUUUUGAAUCCUACAAAGGACUUGGUGCUUACCCAGACAACCUCACAAAUGGACAUUUCAGCAUUUGAAUUGCGGCUUCUUCAUUUUUUUAACCAUAGGUGCAUUGAUUUCUUUUCAUUUGGAGUCAACCUGAGAAAUACUUGGAAAUUCAAGGUUCCUAAGUUAUUGCCAGGAAGUGAUUUGGUCCAGCAAAGCAUUUACAGUUUUUCAGGCAUGACUCUACUAAGUGAAUUUGAACUAACUGGAAAUAUGGAUUCAAUGGCAUUGUUACCGUAUGACAUCAAGGAUAAACUAUUUGAGAAAACGUUGUCUUAUUUCAACAAAACAUUAGCACAAAAUCGGGAACGGGUGGUGAGUAUCAAUGGCAAUGAGGAGAAGGCUAAAGAAGUGUUGAUAUCUAGUAUUUUAAUGCUUGCAUUCUUGGGAGUCCAUCCGUAUAAACUUCUUCCUUUGAUCUCAUUUGACAGAUCCAAGCCAGAUCUACUUACAAUAUCCCGAGGAAUUAGAACUAUUUUAACGCAAACUCUUCCCGUGAUUUUGAACACGGAUCUACGAGAGUUGAUGGUAUUCAAGGAUGCGAUUGCAAAUUUAGCGCCGCUGAUCCAAGAAGCUACAUACCCGCUUAUAAUUCAACUACUUGAAGAUCUAGAUACCACGGAGUUACCAGAAGAUGAACGCAAAAUCUGCCGAGAUGCAAUUCAAGGGUUGAAUGAAGCAUUGUUUGCAUGUAUGUACUUCAAAUUUCCGAUCCCAUUAUUCCGAUGGGCCAUAGUAAUCCCUGAUGCAUACCGUGACCUUCUUUAUGAACACCAUGAAUUUGCAAUGAGGUUAUUGUAUGUGUUUUCCUGCUUAUGUCUAAUUUUCCAAUUUUUCAUGUCUAAAGAAAAGAACAUGUGGAUCGAUCAUAUGGAAGAGUACAAGAAAUACAAUGAUACUCGAUAUGGAGGGUUCUUAUAUGAUUUAGAUCACUGGUUAUUUGAAUUGGGUGUGACCAGAGAACUCCGUAUUAGAAACUAUAAUGACGCAGGCUAUUUCGAUCCCAAGGCUGAGUAUUAUAAAGCUUAG